AAAAGUGCGUUCGGUGUCGGUGGUCACCGUUUCCGUUUGUCCCUCUCACGACGGCAACAAGUCGAGACGAAGAACAACAACACCAACAACAACAACAUUACUGGUAUCAAAUAUGACCGAUCUUGCUUGGGGUGUGAAAAACGGAGAUUUAAAUGUGGUGCAAGAAAUAUUCGAAAAACAGAAUCCAGAUGUAAAUGAAGAAAUUUCAGGCCGAUGCCCCAUCCAUUAUGCUGCCGACUACGGACAAAUAGAGAUCAUGAAAUACUUAGUUACUAAAGGAGCCGAUAUCAAUCGAUUAGACAAACAUGGAAUCUGUGCGUUGUUAGCAGCCACAUGGGAAGGCCAUGCUGAGUGUGUCCAAUACCUUAUAUCCCAGGGUGCCGACAAACAGAUCAAAGCACCGGAUGGACGUCAUAUCGUUGAAUGUGCAGAUUCGGAGGAAAUCAAGACAUUACUGAAAUAAGUGCCCUAAAUGUUUAAAUGUUUCAUUGCACCACCACCACCACCACCACCACCACCACCAGUAGCAACAACACCCACACACACACACUAAACACAAUGUCCAUCAACAGAACAGACUUUAUUCUCUACUCCACUUCUACCUUCUCUUUCUUUUCGGACAAAUUAUGAAUACAGUCUCAUAGAUAUACACACAACUCCAUAUCUGGAUGCUCGUAAACUCAUAGCUAUUGUUACCGAGGUAAUCGUUUACCACGCCUACCUUGGUCAUACAACUACAGACACACAAGCAAGCAGCUUACCAAUUCCUUGUUUCCAAACUUAAUUACAAAAAAUUAUGAAAAAUUCUAUCAAUCCAGUGCUUUAUAUUUUUUCUUUUUUUUUUAGAUAUAUUUACAUUUAAAUAAUAAUAAUAAUAAUAAUAAUAAUAAAGAAUGAACAAAAACAGCUUAA
Octopus sinensis (East Asian common octopus) is the source of this 912-nucleotide messenger RNA. RefSeq names its product myotrophin. Gene Ontology annotation, biological process: regulation of barbed-end actin filament capping. Gene Ontology annotation, molecular function: protein binding. The record is from RefSeq and is a predicted model, not a curated record. The coding region runs from base 113 to 463 and encodes 116 amino acids. Gene Ontology annotation, cellular component: nucleus; cytoplasm. Lineage: Eukaryota; Metazoa; Mollusca; Cephalopoda; Octopoda; Octopodidae. The transcript is spliced from 4 exons.